GGACGACGCCGCCAUAUUUAUUUAGCGGCGCGCCAUUUUGGUAUUUUCGGACGAAAGCGACGCAUCGGCAUCGGUUUUACUUGUAUUGCAAAUAUUAUUUGUAUUUUCUCCAGAUAUGGGUAAAAAAGACAAAAAAGGUGAAACCAGUGAUGGUUCCAGUGAAGAAGAAUAUGUUGUUGAGAAGGUCCUAGACAAACGAACUGUGAAAGGGAAGGUGCAAUAUCUGUUGAAGUGGAAAGGAUAUAAGGAGGAAGAGAGUACAUGGGAGCCAGAAGAAAAUUUGGAUUGCGAGGACUUGAUAAAAACUUUUGAAACUGCUCGGAAAGAGAAGGAAAAAGAGAAAUCAAAGAAACCCGAGGACCGUGGUAAAAAGCGCGUCCGUGAGUCGAGCGAGGAAACAAGUUCUGGGCGCAAGGGCCGUGGUGCUAGUGUCUCCUCCGUUGAAGAACCCAAAGAAUCAAAACGUGAUCGAAAAGAAGAGAAAUCUAAGUCUGGCUUCGAGAAAGGCCACAAGGCUGAGAAGAUCAUAGGCGCGUCAGAUGCAACAGGAGAGCUCAUGUUCCUGAUCAAGUGGGCAGAGACCGACGAGGCAGAGCUUGUGCCUGCUAAAGUCGCCAAUGUGAAGUGUCCGCAGCAAGUGAUUGCAUUCUACGAGGAAAGGCUAACGUGGCAUACUCCGGCCGAGUCCGAGUGAAUCGAUGUUUAACGGUGUUAGUGUAAGGACUACAGUGGCACUGCUGUGUCAACCAGCAUGAGUGUCAGACAAAAUACGCCCUCAGGCCCCCAUUCUUUGUAAAAGUAUUUUGACUAGUAAAAUAGAUGUUAAUUAUUAAUUGUGGGUUGAUUGAACAUGUGUGAAUUACGGUAUAAUUACAAUUACUUUUUUAUUCCAGCUAAAUACAGUGCACCAGUGUUUAGAAUAAGAUUUGCAUUGCUGAACAAAUUGCAUUGACAUUCUAAUACAUAUCAUGGAUAUUUUUGAAUUACCAAAUUUUAUUUAUAGCUGACGAGAUAUUCUGCUAUGCUAUUCAAUACUGUCAAGAGUGUCAAGGUACUUAGUUAAAUAAAUAAUUAUCUGAUUACUUGUUGUCCAGUUAAGUUAUGUUAGUUAACACUUAAUACAAUAUUCACCAAGUUAAGUUUUUUCUGAUUAGUAAAACAAAAACCAAUCUUUGGCCAAUUUUUCGUAAUUGAAAUACUAGUACACUUGCGUAAUUGUCGAUAUUGUAUAAAUAAACGAAUCUCAAGACUGGUCUUUGGAUGGAGAUUUCCUGUGAGUGUGACUCAGUGACAAUGAGCUUCCACCUAUUAUUUAAAACUGUAUAAGAUGCCAUAAUUGCAAUGUUACUGAAAGGCACAUAAAAAUGAAACAUUUACUACUGAUAUGCAUCACACUCUUCUAUUCAAAGUAUUACACACAAAAUAAUAAUAAUUCACUGACUAUCUUAAUGCUUGCUCAGUUAUUGUUAAGAAUGUACUAUGUGGACAUAGACAAGUUGUUUUGAUUGAUAUUAUGCACUAUUUUCUGUGUUGACUGCAUAAAAGCAUACCAGGCUAUCUCGUUGCAAAGUGGCAUUUAGUAGAUUUAUAUUGAUUUGAUAUAAUUAUUCAUUCAUGUUAAAGACAUAAAAUAUUACAAAUCUCAGUUAAUUUAAUUUUCUCAUCUUCCAUUAGUUUUUAGAAGUGUUCAGUAUUUAAGUAGCAUUGCUGUACAUGUAAAUAUGGGAAUAUUCAAUGAAAUAAUCUGAACACUCAUAAAAUUUGACAGGUUUGUUUUGUGAAGACAAA
Messenger RNA from Ostrinia furnacalis (Asian corn borer), 1788 nucleotides. Its product is annotated as chromobox protein homolog 5. The record is from RefSeq and is a predicted model, not a curated record. Gene Ontology annotation, cellular component: nucleus. The coding region runs from base 116 to 694 and encodes 192 amino acids. The transcript has 5 exons. Lineage: Eukaryota; Metazoa; Arthropoda; Insecta; Lepidoptera; Crambidae.